CGUUCACACUCCAGUCCAGCUGGUGGCGGUAAUGCACCUUUAAGUUGGUUUGCCAACCGCCAAUAAACCAUAGGGAAGAAGAAGAAGCUGAAGAAAUAUUUUCGCUUCAGAUUUUCGUUGACGAAAAUCAUUUCUUCUGCUGUGUGAGUGUAACUUUAUGGCCAAAUACAUGAGGCCUCCAAACACGUCUUUGUUCGUCAGAAACAUUUCCGAUGAGUCCAGAAAAUGUAAAAGCAUCCAGUUGUGGAACCGGCCACAAAGAGUAACAAAGACCCGUGUAGAGUAGCUGUAAAGACAAGUCACACAGACCUUCAGGAUCAGAGGGAGGGAAAAGGUUGAAAAGAGAAAGUAAAGCAUGAAGAGGAAAAGGGAACGGAGACAAAGCUUGGAUAUGGCGGCAAAGAAUUGGGAAAAGAAAAGAGUUUUGAGAGGAAAAGGCAAGCAGGAAACCCGAGUCUCUGUGGGAGUCGAUUAAAGAGUGUAAAGAUCAAGAUGAAGUUCAAAGUCAAGCAUGGGCGAAGCAUAUUUGAGGAUGUGCGAGAUGCAGAAGAUGCUCUUCACAGCCUGGACAGGAAGUGGGUUUGUGGCCGGCAGAUUGAAAUCCAGUUUGCCCAGGGUGACAGAAAGACACCAAAUCAGAUGAAGUCAAAGGAAAGGCAUUCUCCAGGCAGGUCAUCUCGAUACGACGACUACGAUCGAGACAGCCGGCGCAGACGGUCGCGCAGUCGCAGCUACGACAGAUACAGGUCACGCAGCCCUUCUUAUGAUCGACAUCGCAGACGAUCCGAGAGUCCUCGAGAGUCUCGUGGACGAGGGUAUGGAGGAAGAAGCAGGAGCCGCGAGGAUGAAAGAUACAGGCCGAGGCCUCGGAGAGAGUCCAGAGGAAGAUCUCGUUCACGCUCAAAAUCUGCAUCUCCGCGAGAAAAUGCCAACCCAGCGUCAACUUCCCAUUACACCGAGGAAGAAGUACGACGGACACACUCCCCAUCCCGCUCCAGGUCCCGGUCUGCAUCAAGAUCCCGCUCUCGUUCGCGUUCUCGGUCCCGAUCCUGGGCUGGACGCAAGUCAGGCGGACGCUAGAAUAGUACCUGCUCCCCCUAUUAUCUGUAUAUGUCAGAUGCACCAGAGCUGGUUCAUUUGUCAACAAAUGUUCAUUUUGACAUGAAUGUAACGUCCACUGAAACGUUGGUAGAAAGCUUGUUUUUGCAGCUCUAUUUUAAGAACAAUGGUGGUCCUUUGUUUGGUUUUAUGAAAUUUCGUUGAUGAGAUUUUCCCGAUUUAGAAAGAUGAUGCAGUCAGUGGCGGUUUCUGUGUUGAGUGGUAGUCGGCCAGGAAUAAUUGUCUUUUUUAUAUACGGUUAUUGAUAGGUUUGUUUUCUAAACCCUAUGCACCCAUUUUUGCAAAAAAAGAACAUUCAGUAUUUUAAAAUGAAUCCAGUCAGUUGAUGGACCAAACCAGCGUUUUCUGUGUGCUUUAUCGCAUUUAUAACAAAUCAUGUACUUUUUACUCUACUGCUGACCUGAUUUUUCUUCCUUUCUUUCAGCCACAGGUGUUCAUUUGUUUUACUGUAUCGAAAUGUUUGUUUAAAAACAUGUCAGUGAACAUUAUUGAGAUGAUCAUCAACAUCAAUUGUCAAAGUAGCAGACUGAAUUGAAAAGUGCACUGCAUUAACCUGCAAAUAUAACUCUAUAACACAAAUAUAAAUCUAAAAAAAAAGCAUACUUUGACAUUCAAGUUUUAGUCUCUGCAAGACAAUGAUUGUCAUACUUUGAAAACGAGUCAGUGGCUGCCAGGAAGAAAAACAAAAAAUGCAAAGGAUAUGGUCUGAGUUGGAAAAUGAUCAGCAGUAGCGUCAAGUAUGAAUAUUGAGGCAAAAAUACACAGAAACGCUGCUGUGGUCCUUAAGUGUUAAGAUGUUGUCGACCAUUGACUUUAACCACAAGCUGUU
Sander lucioperca (pikeperch) is the source of this 1948-nucleotide messenger RNA. RefSeq names its product serine/arginine-rich splicing factor 10. NCBI's taxonomy places the organism in Eukaryota, Metazoa, Chordata, Actinopteri, Perciformes, Percidae. The record is from RefSeq and is a predicted model, not a curated record. The transcript is spliced from 6 exons. Gene Ontology annotation, molecular function: RNA binding. Bases 493 to 1080 code for a protein of 195 amino acids.